ACGAGAUGGCUGGUAUGCACUUCUUGGUGGGAAUUUCCACCGAAAACUACGUGAUUUUGGCCGCAGACAAAGCCACUUUCGCUUAUGGCGCUAUUCUCGCUGACAGCGAAAACGACAAGGAAUAUAGACUGGGAAAGAAGUUGACAAUGAUGUGCAUCGGAGAGGAAGGAGACGUCGCACAGUUCGGAGACUGGACCAAGAGAAAUCUUCAGUUGUACUCGGUCAGAAAUGGUUACGAGGUUUCACCAUCAUGUGCUCAUCACUUCGUUCGGCGCAGUAUCGCCGAAGGUCUCCGCUCGCAAGAUCACUACACUGUCGAUGUUCUGAUUGGAGGAUAUGAUGACAAGGAGGACAAGGCUUUCCUAGGAUCUGUUGAUUACUUGGCUAAUGGACUCGGGCAACAGCCGUACUUGUUCCGAGGAUUCUGCGGACGCUUCUGCUAUGCCAUUAUGGAUCGUGAAUACAAAAAAGACAUGACUGAGGCUGAAGGACUCGCUUUGAUGAACAAGUGCAUCGGAGAGGCUAAGAGACGUUUCGUCGCCAACAUUCCGGGAUACAAAGUGGUGAUCAUCGAUAAGAAGGGAUACCGCAAAUUGGAUGAUGUUCUUUUCUAAAUUUCUGGCCCCGGAAUAUAUUUUUCACCGGUUAUUACACUUCUCUCCUGCAACCUUUUUUGUGACUUUUCUCCCAGUUUUCUUCCGUUUUAAUUUAUUGACACAUUCGAAUGUAUUUUCCAUCAUAUUUUAUUCUAUCUAAAAUUGAGCAAUUGAAAAGAUAGAUAACAAUUAAACGACUUGUUUC
This is a messenger RNA of Caenorhabditis elegans, 801 nucleotides long. RefSeq names its product Proteasome subunit beta type-2 (gene pbs-4). The transcript has 4 exons. Gene Ontology annotation, biological process: proteasomal protein catabolic process; protein catabolic process. The record is from RefSeq and is marked reviewed. The coding region runs from base 6 to 614 and encodes 202 amino acids. Gene Ontology annotation, cellular component: cytoplasm; nucleus; proteasome core complex. NCBI's taxonomy places the organism in Eukaryota, Metazoa, Nematoda, Chromadorea, Rhabditida, Rhabditidae.